Penicillium pulvis is the source of this 1713-nucleotide messenger RNA. Its product is annotated as putative nonsense-mediated mRNA decay protein Upf3. The record is from RefSeq and is a predicted model, not a curated record. Bases 1 to 1713 code for a protein of 570 amino acids. Lineage: Eukaryota; Fungi; Ascomycota; Eurotiomycetes; Eurotiales; Aspergillaceae. Gene Ontology annotation, biological process: nuclear-transcribed mRNA catabolic process, nonsense-mediated decay; positive regulation of translation. Gene Ontology annotation, cellular component: cytoplasm; nucleolus. The transcript has 2 exons. Gene Ontology annotation, molecular function: mRNA binding.
AUGACCCAAACCGACAAGCCCACCGCGGGCUUGCUUCAGAUCCCUGCCGCAGCCACACAGAAGUCUUCUGGCCCAGCAAAGAAGGCUCACAAGCCCCCAGCUCCUCGACUCAAGCUAUUGAUCCGUCGACUGCCACCAGGGUUGACCCAAGCGGAACUGGAGGGAAUCUUAGGCGCGGAAUGGAAAGUCGGCGCCGGAAAGGUGGACUGGCUUCAGUACAAGGCUGGCAAGGUGUCGAAAGACCCCGCUAAACCCUCUCGUCCCUCCCGAGCCUAUAUCCACGUUGUAUCUAGCGAACAUGUCGCCCCGCUCUCAGAUCUAGUGCGACAAGCUUCGUUCCAAGAUGCUCGCGCCACCUCCCAUGAUCCAAUUCUCUUGGGACCUCCAAGCUUGGAGUUCGCCCCUUACGCUAAGAUCCCGGGCAGUCGCGUGCGGAAGGAUGCUCGCCAGGGUACAAUUGACCAGGACCCGGACUUUAUUACCUUCCUGGAAAGUUUGACACAACCUAUUACGAAGUCAGGGCCCCCCGAUACAUUCGAGAGCGAGGAGAAAAAGACGGCAGUGCUCACUACGCCGCUGGUGCAGUUCAUCAAGGACAAGAAAGCAAGCAAGGCCAAAGAAGCCGCGGCGUCUAAGUCAUCCAAGCACAGCCGAUCGGAGAAAGAACCCAAGGAAAAGGUGCAAGCAAAGAAACUAUUACAACGGGCCGACAAGGAAUCCAGUGCGACACCGGCGGAGAAGAAAGGCAGGGGCGACAAGGCUACCAAGGAGUCUACGAAGGCAGCUAAGCAAGCUACCUCGACCAACAAGUCCGGCAAGGGCAGCACAGCAAACACACCGAAAGAGACCACUGCAGCUCCGGAGAGAAAGCGAGAACGAGGCAACGUCACUGCGGCGACCAAGAUCCUUCAACGCGACCUUGGGUUAUCGCCAGCUGGGGGUCGGCGACGAGGCAAAGGAGCCAAUGACACCGGGUCAUCCAAAAACGACAGUUCUCGAGACUCGUCUGUCCCAGCACCAGAGAGCACUAAGAAGGAAUCUGCAGCCAAAGCAGCCAAGAAUGGCCCAUCGGGAGGGUCCAGCAAAGGGAAGAAGGAUACCGACUCUACGACGAAAGCGAACGACAGUGCUACACAAUCUACUGCUAAUUCAGCACCCGCGAAAGCGAACAAGGGCCCGAAAUCUAAGCCAUCCGCUCCUCCCGCCUCCACUGCCACACAGGCAUUCCUCAAACACGCGAACCCCUCUCAGGGCGUAACCGAAGCAUUGCUGGAAACGGCGUUCGGGGCAUUCGGCAACGUGACCAAGGUGGAGAUCGAUAAGAAGAAAGGAUUUGGAUAUGUGGACUUUGCGAAUCCCGAGAGUUUGCAGAAGGCGAUGGCCGCUAGCCCUGUGACGGUCGCUCAGAGUCAGGUGGUGGUGCUUGAGCGCAAGGCGAACCCUGGUGGUGAGAAGUCGCGGAAGGGUCGAGGUGAUUCACAGCAACAACAACAAUCGCCAGCAUCACCAGCGCCCAGUGGAAAUGCUGGAAAUGCUGGAAAUGCUGGAAACACUGGGAACACUGGGAACACUGGGAACACUGGAAACGCCACUGGGUCGUCUGCUCGGGGAUCGCGAGGUGGACGUGGGUCACGAAACAAAGGAGCGAAGGGAGCAGCAGGUAAUGGGGAGAAGGAGAAAGAGAAGACGGAGAAGGGAGGCUCGGGAAAAUGA